Molecule: messenger RNA, 828 nt
Organism: Penicillium expansum
Lineage: Eukaryota; Fungi; Ascomycota; Eurotiomycetes; Eurotiales; Aspergillaceae
Product: mitochondrial K+-H+ exchange-related family protein
Exons: 3
Coding region: 1-828 (275 amino acids)
Biological process (GO): potassium ion transport; proton transmembrane transport
Cellular component (GO): mitochondrial inner membrane
Source: RefSeq, a predicted model, not a curated record
AUGCGCCUUUUCCUAAUUCCCAUCUCGACAAAACGAGUUCUCGUAUAUGCUCGACCUCUUAACAAGGAUUUAGCGAAAGAGCUUUCAAUCCUUGAUAGGAUCACAACAAAGGCGGCUGAAACAUGGGCGAAGUGGGAGGAAGCUGACAAAGGAUGGAAGAUGCACCUUGUUAGAUGGGGCAAUCGAGUCCAGCAACGGAUACCAUACGAAGAAUGGGCCCUCAAAAGCAUUCCUUCAUUCAAAACUCAGCUACGAAUUAAUGGAGAUCAUGGAAAGACCAAGGUUGAUGUGUUGUUCCCCGGUAACGCGGUGCGGUUGGACCGAAUCCAGCAAGUGGUGCGCACGAUCGCCACGGAGAGGCAGGAACUUCACCGGAAGAGGAUGAUGUGGAGCUUGAUUGCUGCACCGAUUACAGCACCUUUUGGGUUGAUUCCAGUGGUUCCGAAUAUUCCCUUUUUCUAUGUGGCAUACCGGGGCUGGUCCCACUGGCGUGCAUUGAAUGGCUCAAGACAUCUAGAAUUCCUCGUUGAGAAGAAUCUCCUCAACCCCGUCUCAUUACCGGAGCUAGAACAGCUAUAUGCCAAACGCGCAUCUCAAACACUUGAAGGUACCACGACCGACACAUCAUAUUCCGAGGUUGCCGAGGACAUAGAGCAGAGUGAGGAUCGGAUCCUGUUGAAGAUGUCUGAUGCCAAGAAGUUGGCUACGAUCUUUGAAGCACCGGAGCUUGUGUUGGAAGCUGAACGAGCAAUUAUUCAAGUGAAUGAGCAGCUUGAGGCUGCAGCAAGGGCCAAGGAAGAUAUGAAAGAUGAGAAGAAGGAUUCAUAA